AUGCUCUACGACCUCAACGUCCCCUGGACCCCCAGCACCUCCCCCGCAGACCUCUCACGCACAAUCUCCUUCCUCACCUCCCUAGGCUACCACACCCUCGCCCUGACGCACUCCCUCUCCGCGACCUCCAUCCCCGCCCAAAUAUCAAACCCCAUCCCCCUCACCCCCUCCACGCCCCUCCCCGCCAACACAACGCUGCUUCGCCGCCUCACACUCACGCUCUCAGACCCGACGCAGAACCACCGCCUGCCCGCCCUGGCCGCGGCGUACGAUAUAUUAGCACUGCGCCCUACGACGGAGAAGGCGUACCUGGCGGCGUGUAAUUCGAUUACGGAGCAUAGUAUUAUUUCGCUGGACUUGACGCAGAGGUUCCCGUUUCACUGGAAGCCGAAACCGGCUAUGACGGCUGUGGCGCGGGGGGUGCGGUUCGAGAUCUGCUAUGCGCAGGCUACGGGUGCGGGGAUGGGGCAGGAGCAGAGGAGGAAUUUUAUUGGGAAUGUGGUGGGGAUUGUGAGGGCGACGAAGGGGAGGGGGUUGGUGAUUAGUAGUGGGGGU
Molecule: messenger RNA, 555 nt
Organism: Lachnellula hyalina
Lineage: Eukaryota; Fungi; Ascomycota; Leotiomycetes; Helotiales; Lachnaceae
Product: putative ribonuclease P protein subunit
Exons: 1
Biological process (GO): tRNA processing
Cellular component (GO): nucleolar ribonuclease P complex
Molecular function (GO): RNA binding
Source: RefSeq, a predicted model, not a curated record